ACCCGUGAACCCACCAAGCAAUUGCCUCUCAAUUACCCCAUUACCCUAAACCAAAUCGGGAACCCCAAAACCAGAACCCUCACGCACAAUCUAAAACCUCCAGAACCCAAUAUUUGACACCAAACCAAAAUUGACGGCGGUUAAGAAUGCCAAAGGUUAAGACUAACCGUGUCCAGUAUCCGGAGGGGUGGGAAUUAAUUGAGCCUACACUUCGUGAAUUACAAGCCAAGAUGAGAGAAGCGGAGAAUGAUACACAUGAUGGCAAGAGGAAAUGUGAGACGCUAUGGCCUAUAUUUAAAAUAGCACAUCAGAAGAGCCGCUAUGUUUUUGAUCUUUAUCACCGUAGGAAGGAAAUAUCUAAGGAGCUUUAUGAGUUCUGUUUGGACCAAGGGUACGCUGACCGUAAUCUUAUUGCUAAAUGGAAGAAGCCGGGUUAUGAACGCUUGUGUUGCUUAAGAUGCAUGCAGCCACGCGAUCACAACUUCCAAACAACCUGUGUGUGUCGAGUACCCAAGAAUCUUCGGGAGGAGAAGGUUAUAGAGUGUGUCCAUUGCGGUUGUAAGGGUUGUGCCAGCGGCGAUUAAUAUGACUGAUAGAAUGAUAGAUGCCGAGGCUACGCAUAUUUUGGUAUCAAAAUAUUGCUCGGUUUCAGCUACCUGCAGCUGGUGUUAAUCAGUCUUCAUCUUUGUCACCAAUGAGUUGUAUUGAAUAUGAGUAGAUACUGUAACAGACCAAAUUAGAUUAAGUUUGUAUAAGUGAGAUGGACUUCUAUUUCUGUAAUUUCAUUUUAAUUGCUUCUAACACCAAAGUAACUUUAUUUUAAGAGUUGUGCUAUUGCAUAGAUUCAUAUGGUUUAAGAAUUCCUUGAGAGUCAGGCUUUUAAAACUAACAAUAAGAAAGGUGUAUUAUAAAAUUUUACAGAUUUAU
This is a messenger RNA of Pistacia vera, 927 nucleotides long. Its product is annotated as protein BUD31 homolog 1. The record is from RefSeq and is a predicted model, not a curated record. Gene Ontology annotation, biological process: mRNA splicing, via spliceosome. Lineage: Eukaryota; Viridiplantae; Streptophyta; Magnoliopsida; Sapindales; Anacardiaceae. The transcript has 4 exons. Gene Ontology annotation, cellular component: spliceosomal complex; nucleus. The coding region runs from base 147 to 584 and encodes 145 amino acids.